Molecule: messenger RNA, 174 nt
Organism: Cokeromyces recurvatus
Lineage: Eukaryota; Fungi; Mucoromycota; Mucoromycetes; Mucorales; Mucoraceae
Exons: 2
Source: RefSeq, a predicted model, not a curated record
AAGAGGUCUAGCUACCCAAUUCGCAAGAGAACUUGGAUUCGAAGCAUGUGUGGCUCAAAGAUAGUGGAAAAUGUACAGAGAAACAGAAGAAGUGCCUUACAAAAAUCUUCUUUCAACAACGAUUAUAACGACUUUUUGAGGAAUCUAGUGGACGAUGAACCCCUCCUAGCUUGA